Messenger RNA from Strongylocentrotus purpuratus (purple sea urchin), 1162 nucleotides. RefSeq lists its product as uncharacterized. Bases 218 to 1108 code for a protein of 296 amino acids. The record is from RefSeq and is a predicted model, not a curated record. Lineage: Eukaryota; Metazoa; Echinodermata; Echinoidea; Camarodonta; Strongylocentrotidae. The transcript has 2 exons.
GCAAUGGAAGAAAUUAUUAGCAAAUGGCUUCAAUAAGCAACACUUUGCCAAGUUUUUAUAUGAGUCGUGGAGUGCUUGUGGUGAGGAUGAAUUCAAGGGAGUUGAUGUAUAUCUGGCUCAUUCUGAAGAAUGCCACAAGUUAUCUUGUCGUAGUGGUACCACGGUCAGUGAAGCGAUUCCAGAGCUAUACACUACUUAAGAGGAAGCCGACACGAGGAUGAUGCUACACGCAAAGUACAUCAGCAACAUGGGUAGGAAGGACAUCAUCAUUAAGAGCCCGGACACCGACGUAUUCGUCAUUGGCAUUGGCAUAGCUGCCCAACUUGAGGGUUCCAAGUUGUAUUUCCAUACUGGCAAGCAAGAUAAGGAACGGACAAUCAAUUUGAACGCCAUUCAAUGUCAUCUUGGAGAUCAAAUCAGCGAAGCAAUCGUAGGCCUGCACCCAUUCACAGGUUGUGAUUCCGUCAGUGCUUUGUAUGGACGGGGGAAGACUAAGCCCUUUACGCUGAUGUCGCAGACUACAAAGUUUAUCAAGGCAUUUCAGGAGCUUGGGAAAGCAUUCACCCUUUCUGAUGACCUGGUUUCUACUCUGGAGGAGUUUGUUUGCAAGUUGUAUGGGAUGAAGGAAAUCAGUAAGGUGAAUGAAGCAAGAUAUGCUUUUUUUUCCAUGGCGACGAGACAAGAAGACAUUAUGCCACCAAACAAGGAUGCCCUCAUGAAGCACAUCCAAAGGGCCAACUAUCAAACUGCUAUUUGGAGGCGCUGCCUUGAGAGCCAGCCAGAUGUUCCGUCACCAGUUGGGCGAGGUUGGCAAUCGGUCGAUGGAGGGCUUCGAAUAGACUGGAUGGAUAUGCAACCUGCUCAACAGAGCAUCCUUGAACUUACUUCAUGCAAGUGCAAAAAGUCCAAAUGUAAAGUCACAGGAGUAGAUGCCCAGUGUUGUGCGCCUUUGGGCCUUCCCUGCACAGAACUGUGUGAGUGCAAGAACUGCGACAACAUGGCUGUGCCAGGUGAGGAACCAAUCAUUGGAGAAGAAGAAGAAGCAGAAGCUGAUGAAGGUGACAACUGUGACGAUGAGGAGAACUUUGAAGAAGAGGAGUUAUUUUAACAUGUUCAGCCUAAGAUGAUGACAUGAGAACCAGGUCCCAACAUCUCCCAGCAC